CUUCAAAUUGUCGGAAUUGCGUGGACGGAUCGAUCAGUGGAACGCGAACGUUCGCGCGUCGAUCGUCUCGCUGAGCGGAUCGUGAUUUGUGGAAAUUUACCAAUCUACCUUUUGCAAGAGAUCGCGCUGAAAUGACAUUGAGUGUUCCUUGGACGAGGUGGAGGAUGUAUCUGGCGCUCGUCCUGAUAUAUCAGACGGCGCGACGAGUCGAAGGUCACCCUCGCGCUUUGACGAAGACGUCGCAGAACACCAGAAAUCCCUGGACGCAAGAGACCUCGAUCUCGAAGUUGAUCGAGGAGGCGUUUGAUAGACUGGAAUUACUGCGACCGGAACAAUGGCCGCAGCAGACCAAGGAUCACCUGGUGACCAGAUCGUUGGAUCGGGAUACCUCGAGACAAUCGGAGUAUUUGAACGACGGGAUCUCUACGCCUGGAGAGAGGAGAUUGGAAGUGGCGAGCACGGACGCGUCGAUGCAGAUGGAUGUAGAUGAGAAGAUCAUUUUCCCGACAGACGGCAGAGUCACGUCGACACCGGCGCCGGCGUCGGGCUGUCACAAGAGUAUAUUCUGUGAAAACGUCGCCGAUUACCCCAGGCAACUGGUGAACGCAGCGAUAGCACGAAACGCCAGUCUCAGGUUCCUGGAAAGCAUCGAUCCGAUGCCCGACAUUGAACAAAGAAUAGACACGACAGACGAAGUGCCCCUUUGCCGAUAUAGCGAACAAGUGGUGUACCCGCAGACCGCGCAAAACAAGGAGAAACAGUGGUUGUUCAUCGUGAAUCAGGACAACUUGAAGCAAGGAAUACGCAUCGAGGUUUGCUUGAACGAUGGUCAGGAGUGCAACAUGAUCCAGGGAUUCGCUGAGGGUUACAAGACCAGCUGCAAGCAGAAAUACAUCUACCGAGAAUUGGCGGCAGUGGGGAGCAGCGGUAACAUCGUCAAGGAUCAAUUCCGCUUCCCGUCGAGCUGUUGCUGUCAUGUCAAGUUCAUCGGCGAUCCCACUGUCAGGCUAGGGCUGGGAUUAGAUCUGCGUUCCUUCAAUCAAACCACCGCGACUGUAUCGAAAACGCGAUGGAGACAAUGACGAUAGUAGUCAGAGCAAGAAAUCACAACGUGAUUGAAGCGUAUUUUACACGACGUUUCUUUUCUUUUUUUUUUUUUACUAAUAAAAAAUCAUGCAUUUUAAAAUAUGUAUCGAAGAGCGUGUUUCGAGAAAGUCAUGACACAUCGAGAGAAUCGUUGCAUUACCCAAGACUUCCGAGAAUGUAAUCGGUGAUGUUAAUUAACAGAGGCAGAGGUGUCUAUUCUACGAGUCUCUAUUCUACAAGAGAUGCAGUUUUUAUAUAAAUAUCGCAAAUACUCUUCUAUAUUCUUAAAUGCGAACGUUAUUCGAUGAUAAAAUAAGAAAUGUGAAAUGCAGAAUUAUAUUUAUGUAUGUGUGAUAUUUUGUGAUAUGUGAUUACUUAUACAUUAGUUACACAAAAUAAUGUCGUAUUUUAUAAAUUUUACGAGUAAUCUUACAAAUAAAAACGAUCUCUA
Molecule: messenger RNA, 1537 nt
Organism: Formica exsecta
Lineage: Eukaryota; Metazoa; Arthropoda; Insecta; Hymenoptera; Formicidae
Exons: 6
Coding region: 132-1082 (316 amino acids)
Biological process (GO): regulation of Toll signaling pathway; innate immune response; central nervous system formation
Cellular component (GO): extracellular region
Molecular function (GO): growth factor activity; Toll binding
Source: RefSeq, a predicted model, not a curated record